AUGUCUUCUCGGCCGCACCCCCGUCCGGGCCACGACCACGCGCCCGCGCACCCCAGCGGGCUGCGGAACACGUUCACGGUGUCGUCCGCCAGCUCGACCGACGAGCCGUCCGAGCCGUCCGAGCCGGGCUCGCCUGUGAGCCACGCCGUCUCCGUCCCGCCGCACCGCCAUGCCGCCGGCCCCAGCAGGCCGCGCCCGACCGAGGCGACCGCGCUGCUCGACGCGCUCGACCUCCGCGAGCAGGCGCACGAGGGCCCCUGCUCCCACGGCACCUUUUCGCCGCGCCCGACGAGCCCCACGGGCAGCAGCCUCGCCGCCGACUUGGCCAGCCCGUCCGAGUCCGAGGGCGAGGGCGCCGCCGACGGCCCGUCUGACAGACCCGGCAGCUGGAGGAAGCGGUGGGCUGCCAAGAUCCGGAGCAAGAAGAUGAGCGCGACGAGCGCCCUGGCCCGGCGUCACGGCGUGAAGCACUCUGCCUUGAUGUACCUCUCGUACUACCUCCCCGUCAUAGCGUGGGCGCCCGAGUACAGCUGGUCCUACUUCAAGGGCGACUUCGUCGGCGCGCUGACCGUGGCCGGCAUGUACGUGCCCAUGGCCCUGUCGCUCGCCGACAAUCUCGCCCACGUGCCGCCGCUCAACGGCCUGUACUCCUUCGUCUUCAACCCGCUCGUAUACGCCCUGCUCGGCAGCUGCCCGGCCAUGGUCGUCGGCCCCGAGGCGGCAGGGUCGCUGCUGGUCGGCACCGUCGUCAAGACGAGCGUCGACCGCGGCCGCACCACCGACGACGACGCCACGAUGCACGCCCGCCUGUGCGGCAUCGUGGCCGGCAUGUCGGGCGCCAUGGUCCUGAUCGCCGGCGUCGCCCGCCUCGGCUUCCUCGACAACGUGCUCUCGCGACCGUUCCUGCGCGGCUUCAUCAGCGCCAUCGGCGUCGUCGUCGCCGUCGACCAGCUCGUGCCCGAGCUAGGCCUCAGCGGCCUCGCCGACCGCGCCCACCUCGGCCACGCCAGCAGCGUCGACAAGCUCGCCUUCAUCUUCCGCCACCUCGACCAGGUGCACACGCUGACCCUGGCCGUCGCCGCCACCAGCUUCGCCGUCAUCAUGGUCUGCCGCGAGGUCAAGCGCCGCCUGCAGCCGCGCUACCCGGCGGUCGCCUACGUCCCGGACCGCUUCAUCGUCGUCGUGCUGUCCGCGUUCCUGGCAUACUGGUACCAGUGGGACCGGGCCGGCGUCGCCGUGCUCGGCAAGGUCGAGGCCGCCAGCGGCCACCCGUUCACCUUCCGCUGGCCGCUGCAGCCCGCCAACCUGCCGCACAUGCGCGACGCCAUGAGCACCUCCUUCCUGAUCGCCCUGCUCGGUUUCUUCGAGUCCUCGGUCGCUGCGAAGAGCCUCGGCCCCGACGGAUUCGCCGGCAUCCAGCUGAGCCCCAACCGCGAGCUGGUCGCCCUCGGCACCGCCAACAUCGUCGGCGCCUGCUUCAUGAGCCUGCCCGCCUUCGGCGGCUACGGCCGCAGCAAGGUCAACAAGGCCACCGGCGGCCGCACCCCCGUCGCCUCGAUCCUGCUCAGCGGCCUCACUCUGCUCUGCAUCCUCGUCCUGCUGCCCUACUUCUACUAUCUGCCGAAGCCGGUCUUGUCGUCGCUGAUCAGCGUCGUCGCCUGGUCGCUGAUCGAGGAGUGCCCCCACGACGUGUCCUUCUUCGUGCGGAUCCGCGCAUGGCAGGAGCUCGGCCUGAUGACGGUCAUCGUGCUCGCCACCAUCUUCUUCUCGCUCUCGUUCGGCAUGGCCAUCGGCGUCGGCCUCUCGGUGCUGCAGGUCAUCCGCCACGCGACGCGGCCGCGCAUCCAGAUCCUCGGCCGCAUCCCCGGCACCAACCGGUUCGAGAACGCCGAGGCGAACCUCGACCGGCUCGAGUUCAUCGAGGGCUGCCUGAUCGUCAAGAUCCCCGAGCCGCUGACGUUCGCCAACACAGGCGAGCUCAAGGCGCGCCUGCGCCGCCUCGAGCUGUACGGCACGGGGCUCGCCCACCCGGCCCUGCCGCGCCUCCGCCGCGAGGACUGCAACCGCAACAUCAUCUUCGACAUCCACGGCGUCACCUCGCUCGACGGCAGCGGCACCCAGGUGCUCGAGGAGAUCGUGCGCGACUACCGCCAGCGCGGCGUGCGCAUCUUCUUCAGCCGCGGGCCGGGGCGCGACUCCCCCUUCGGCCGUCUGCUGCGCCGCAGCGGCAUCGUCGACCUCGCCGGCGGCGAGCACCACUUUGUCGACGACGUGCACGAGGCGCUCAAGCUGACCGAGGCCGAGGAGGCCCGGCUGGGCGCCGCAGACGGCCAGAGCGGGCUGCCACCGUGUGGACGACAUCGAUGCGAAGGGCGACGACGGCAAGACACCAUACAGACCACCACGGUUUGGCCGAGUAGGUACCUCUCCGAUUCAAGGAGCUGGCAAACGUUGACAAACGGACGCCGCCAGAACGGGAAAGCUGAGCAGGCAGCAACCACCAAACAGACCGUCAGACCCGCGCCAGACCCCGCACGCACAACUACACAACCUCACCAUCACCCGAUCCUCAUGUCGCUGUCAACUGUGAGCCGCCGCGAGCGGAUCCUUGGCGCCCUGCUGGGCGUGCACGCCGGCGACGCGCUCGGCGCCACGGUCGAGUUCGCCGCCUGGGAGGACGUCCAGGCCAACUACCCCGACGGCGUGCGCGACAUUGUCGGCGGCGGGCCGUUCGGCUGGCCGCCGGGGCACGCCACCGACGACACGGACCUGACGCGCGCCGUGCUGCUCGCCUACCGCGACGCCGCGCAGCUGAACCCGCCCCCGCUGCCCCCGUCAGCGCCGCCCUACGUCGUCGCGCGGGCCGCGCAUCACAUGGUCGACUGGUACGAAGGCCGCUGGCCCGGCCGCACGCCCGGCCAGCAACCCCGCGACGUCGGCCUCGCCACGGUCAUUGGAAUCACCAAGUUCAAGAAGACCGGCGAUCCGCGCACCUCGGGCGCCGGCGAGGCCCUCCUCGGCAACGGCUCGCUCAUGCGCUGCAUCCCCACCGCCCUGUUCCAGCCCGACGCAGAGAGGGCCUUCGCCGAGACGAUCGACAUCUCGGCCAUCACGCACGACGACUUCCACUGCACCAUCGCCUGCGCCGCGUACAACGCCGUCGUGCGCGCCCUGGUCGACGGGACGUCGCCCGAGGGGGCCUUUCAGGCCGGCAAGGACGCGGUGGAGCGGGCGGCGGCGGUCGCCGCGGCGGAGCCCACGGCCAAUCGGCAGGUCAAGAUGGCGCGCGCCGCGCAGAAGGUCGGCGCAGCCAUGGACGCGGGCAAGUCGCUGAUUCGGGUGCGGGACCUGGCCGAGAACGGACCCAAAGGAGCCGCGAACGCGUCCAAGGCGCUGCUCAACAAGGCGUCCGGGUACGUCCUCGAGUCGCUGACCCUCGCCGUCGCCGCUCUGUUCGAUCCGCGCCCGCUGGAGGAGGUCCUAAUCGACGUGGUGCGCUUCGGCCAGGACGCCGACACGAACGGCGCCAUCGCCGGCGGUCUCCUCGGCGCGAGGGACGGCGUCGACGCGAUCCCCGCGCGCUGGAGAGAGAAGCUGCAGUUUGAGAAGGAGUUUACCGAGGUCGCCGAUGGCCUCUUGGCGCGGCAGGACAGUGGAAACUAA
Messenger RNA from Thermothielavioides terrestris NRRL 8126, 3663 nucleotides. RefSeq lists its product as uncharacterized. Gene Ontology annotation, molecular function: sulfate transmembrane transporter activity. Gene Ontology annotation, cellular component: membrane. Bases 1 to 3663 code for a protein of 1220 amino acids. Lineage: Eukaryota; Fungi; Ascomycota; Sordariomycetes; Sordariales; Chaetomiaceae. The record is from RefSeq and is a predicted model, not a curated record. The transcript is spliced from 5 exons. Gene Ontology annotation, biological process: transmembrane transport.